UCUGCCCUCCAGCCUUCUAACGGGACGACCAGCUUGAGCGAGUCGUCUCUCCGCUGCGCCGUUCUGCUACGCCCUCCCCAAAACCCUAGAAGCGGUUUGCGACAAUGGCGAAGCCUUUCCCCACCUUGGCGAUUCCCCUCUUCCUACUCUCUGUCGUCUCCCUAUUAUCUCUCCGCUGCGGCGCUUUCUCCGCCGAUCGCCCCACCGAUCGACGUCUCCUCGUCUUGGUGGACGAUCUCGCGAUCCGGUCCUCCCACUCCCUCUACUUCUCCACCCUUCAGUCCCGUGGUUACGAUCUCGACUUCAAGCUCGCCGAUGAUCCCUCGCUCGCGCUUAGCCGGUACGGCCAGUACCUCUACGACGGCCUUCUCCUCUUCUCUCCCUCCGUCCAACGUUUUGGUGGAUCUUUGGACCUGGCAGGAAUUCUCGACUUUGUGGACGCAGGGCAUGAUUUGAUCUUAGCGGCAGACUCGUCUGCUUCUGACCUGAUUCGUGAGAUCGCAACUGAGUGCGGGGUUGAUUUUGAUGAGGAUCCCGCUGCUUUGGUUAUUGAUCACACUAGUUAUGCAGUCUCUGAAACUGAAGGUGAUCAUACACUGAUUGCUUCUGAUAUUUUCAUUGAGUCUACUACGAUUCUGGGUGAUGAGAAAAUUGAGGCUCCUGUUCUGUUCCGCGGGAUUGGCCAUUCUCUAAAUGCUGCUAAUAGCUUGGUAUUGAAAGUUCUUUCUGCCUCCCCUGCUGCAUAUUCUGCAAAUCCAGCAACUAAGCUUUCAAGUCCUCCAUCACUUACAGGAUCUGCAAUAUCAUUAGUGUCUAUUGUGCAGGCAAGAAACAAUGCUCGUGUCUUGAUAACUGGUUCUUUAGAUAUGUUCAGCAAUCGUUUUCUUAAAUCUGGCGUGCAGAAGGCUGGGAGCUCCAUCAAGAAUGAAAAAUCUGGUAACCAGCAGUUUCUCACAGAGAUUAGCAAAUGGGUCUUCCAUGAAAGAGGCCAUCUCAAGGCUAUUAAUGUGCGUCAUCACAAAGUUGGAGAAACAAAUGAGCCAUCUAUCUACAGGAUCAAUGAUGAUUUGGAAUAUUCCGUUGAAAUCUAUGAGUGGUCUGGAUCAAGCUGGAAACCAUAUGUUGUAGAUGAUGUUCAAGUUCAGUUUUACAUGAUGAGCCCUUAUGUACUAAAAACCUUAUCCACCGACAAGAAGGGCCUGUAUUCAACCUCAUUUAAGGUUCCUGAUGUCUAUGGCGUUUUUCAAUUUAAGGUGGAGUACGAGAGACUGGGAUACACAAGCUUGUCACUUUCAAAACAGAUACCAGUUCGACCUUUCCGCCACAACGAGUACGAGAGAUUCAUUACCACUGCCUUCCCAUAUUAUGGAGCAUCUUUUUCAACUAUGGCUGCAUUUUUCAUAUUCACCGUUGUCUACCUCUACAACAAGUAGAAGUGGCCUCGCCUUGUUGAUGUGAUAACUCAAGUUGAAGAACACGCAAGACGCGAGAAGAUGCUCCGUUCAUUUGCUGCAUCAUUUGAAGAUCUCUGUAUUUUGGACGACCUACGAUUUUGGAUUGCCUGACAUUUUUUUUCCCGUUAUUUAUGGAACUCGAGUUGGCAUUAGGGGGCACCUCAUAAACAUUUCUCUGUAGUACUUAUUUAUCUCGAGCAUCUUAAUUGGAAUCAAGAGAUGAAAAUAAAAAUUUUCUCCA
This is a messenger RNA of Zingiber officinale, 1695 nucleotides long. Its product is annotated as dolichyl-diphosphooligosaccharide--protein glycosyltransferase 48 kDa subunit-like. The record is from RefSeq and is a predicted model, not a curated record. Gene Ontology annotation, cellular component: oligosaccharyltransferase complex; endoplasmic reticulum membrane. The transcript is spliced from 13 exons. Bases 105 to 1433 code for a protein of 442 amino acids. NCBI's taxonomy places the organism in Eukaryota, Viridiplantae, Streptophyta, Magnoliopsida, Zingiberales, Zingiberaceae.